AUGCCAAUCGAACAACAACAAUAUCUUUUUAAAACGGAAACACAGUCACCCAUUCAACAAUCUAAUCACGAUCCAGAAAACAAUGUAACUGGUGUUUCAAAUGGCGUGCAAACUAAUAUUCCUGCGGAUACCCUCCCAAUCAAUGGUUCAACUACAGGAUUGUUUAGUACUACAAAUAACCAUCAAUCUGCUAGCAAUCAUACUACUAAUACUCACAAUACUACCAGCCAUGUUAUUACCAGUCAUGAUACCAGUCACUCUACUACCAGUAACGCUAAUGCCAAUGCCAAUCGCGUUAAUGCCAAUCGCGUUAAUGCCAAUCGCGUUAAUGCCAAUCGUGUUAAUGCCAAUCGCGUUAAUGCCAAUCGCGUUAAUGCCAAUCGUGUUAAUGCCAAUCGCGCUAAUGCUAAUCGUACAAAUGCCAAUAAUCAAGUCAAUGGUCAAUCUGAUAACCAGCAAGAAGAUGAUGAGCAAUUAGAACAAAUGGAUGACUGGUUUUUUGAAUGUAACUGUGGACUCACCGGCAUAAACAUUGUAAUUAUCAAUUGA
This is a messenger RNA of Entrophospora sp. SA101, 549 nucleotides long. The record is from the annotation of a GenBank genome assembly. NCBI's taxonomy places the organism in Eukaryota, Fungi, Glomeromycota, Glomeromycetes, Entrophosporales, Entrophosporaceae.